Messenger RNA from Thrips palmi, 580 nucleotides. RefSeq names its product zinc finger protein 22-like. Bases 320 to 580 code for a protein of 86 amino acids. Gene Ontology annotation, molecular function: chromatin insulator sequence binding. Gene Ontology annotation, biological process: regulation of transcription by RNA polymerase II. The record is from RefSeq and is a predicted model, not a curated record. The transcript has a single exon. NCBI's taxonomy places the organism in Eukaryota, Metazoa, Arthropoda, Insecta, Thysanoptera, Thripidae. Gene Ontology annotation, cellular component: chromosome.
GGAGCCUCCAGUCCCUCCAGGACCCCUAGAUGCGCCACCUGACCUGGACCCUCCGCCUGACCUGGACCCCCCACUUCCAGAGUCGGACUCCCAACAUCUUUUGAAGUUGAAAGUGGCCAAGAGGAAGGCGUCUGUGCCCAGGAAGGAGGGUGCUUCGAAGCCUCACGCGGACGCCCCGGCGAGGCGUUCAAGACGUCGCGCCUCCCCAUCUGCGUCGCCAGGCCCGAGCGACGCCCGUGCAGCCCCGGUGAGGAAGUCAAGGCGUCGAACCUCCAAGUCUCCGCCGGGGAGCCGAGCCACCCUGGCCAACAGGCUGCAGAUGACGAUGGCUUUGGUGGACCAGAACAGAGACCUGCGCUGCUCCAAGUGUGACAUAAGGUUCGCCAACCCCAAGGACCUCGUGGCUCACUUGCGGCAGCACAAUGCUAAACGGCCCUUCGAGUGUGACGAGUGCGGCCGAAGCUUCGCGGAGUAUUGGAACCUACGGAUGCACCAGUUCAUCCACACUGGUGAAAAGCCGUUCCAGUGCAAGGUGUGCUCCAAGAAGUUCCGAGCCAAGGACGCCUCAGGCAGCACAUGA